AUGAAAUGUUCCUCCCCCCCCCCACUUUUCCAUUCUCUUUCAGCUUUGACAUUUGAGGAUAGUUUUCCUGAGAUCAUCUCUGUCAGUUCACUGGAAGGAACAUCUCCUGCCAGUCCACUUGGGCCAAACACAAUUGCAUCAGUAGAGAGCUACAGUUCUCAUCUUGAGAUUUCUACAAGUUCUGUGGAAGAAAUAAGCACCUCUAAGUUAAGCAAAGAAAAUAUUGCCCAUGAAGUGAAAUAUAAUGAGAGGCAUAUUGAAGAUAUCUGUAUAUGCUGUGGAGGGUUUGAGAUUCACACACAACAUCCUUUGUUCCAUGGAGGAAUGUGUGCUCCUUGUUCAGAAAGGUUUUUGGAAAGAUUCUUCCUGUGUGACGAUGAUGGAUACCAAGCUGACUGUACCAUCUGCUGCUGGGGCAAAUCUCUAAUAAUGUGUGAUCAUUCAGCAUGUCACAAAUGCUUUUGUGAAGAAUGUGUGGAUACCCUUGUUUAUCCUGGGUGUGCAGAAGAAAUAAAAGAAACAACUACCUGGAUAUGCUUCAUAUGUGCACCCCAGCAUGUAAAUGGAUUGCUAAAAAGGAGAAUAAAAUGGCGUGCAGAUCUGAAACAUUUCCAUGAUCAAGAAUCUAACAGCCCUAAUAUAUGGAUAUAUCAGCUAUUGUCUCCAUGGGAGAGAAAGUCAAUCCACGUUCUUUCACUUUUUGACAAUAUUACAGAAGAAUUGAAAAGCUUGGGGUUUCUAGGGGAAAGGAGAGGCAAUGGGUACCUAAAGUACAUGGAUGAUGUCACAGAUGUGAUAAGAACAAAUAUAGAAGAAUGGGGUCCAUUUGAUUUUAUUUUUGGCUCAACUCCUCCAGUAGCAAAAUUUUACAAACAUUCAUCUGCCUGGUAUUUUUACCAAUAUUUUCGUAUACUUCAGUAUGGAAGUCCUGAAGAAAAAAAUAAAAAGCCAUUUUUUUGGCUAUUUGUAGACAACAUUGUCUUGGAUGAAGAAGAGAGAGAUGCAGCUUCUCGCUUUUUUCAGAUGGAAGCAGUUCUCAGAUGUAAACAAGAUGAUGGCAAUGUCCAGAACGCAGUGCACAUCUGGAGCAACAUUCCAUCUGUUAAUAGCAAAUAUUCUGCUUCAGAACUGAACAUGGAUUUAUCUCUCUUGGCAGAGAACAUUUGCAGAUCUAGAAUUUUCUCUCAACCUCCAGCUACAUUGAUUAGGGAGUUUUUUGUUCCUUUGAAAGACUAUUUUAGGGCCUUUUCAUAA
Messenger RNA from Protobothrops mucrosquamatus (brown spotted pit viper), 1254 nucleotides. It is a transcript of the gene DNMT3L, whose product is annotated as DNA methyltransferase 3 like. Gene Ontology annotation, cellular component: nucleus. The record is from RefSeq and is a predicted model, not a curated record. Gene Ontology annotation, biological process: negative regulation of transcription by RNA polymerase II. The transcript is spliced from 12 exons. Bases 1 to 1254 code for a protein of 417 amino acids. Gene Ontology annotation, molecular function: DNA binding; DNA (cytosine-5-)-methyltransferase activity, acting on CpG substrates; enzyme activator activity. Lineage: Eukaryota; Metazoa; Chordata; Lepidosauria; Squamata; Viperidae.